UAAUGGCAAUCAUUAUGAUUGAAAUGAUUGUCAAUAGAAAUGCACACAUUCCUGGAUUGGCACCAAUGGUUCCUGUUUUUUUUGAGACCACAAUUCGAUUUGUUGUUUCCAAUCGAGAUCGAAAUGGAACCAAAAGAUCGUCUUAUGGCCGAAACUGAGAAUAAUAAUAACGAUGAUGAUGAUGUAAAGAAUGAACAACGUUUUUUAUCAAUCAAAUCACGAUUAUCGCUACAUCCAUUAGAACAUUGUUGGGUAUUUUGGCAUUAUAGACGUGCUAGAAGACGUUCGACAAAAAAAUGGAUGGAUUGUCAACGAACAUUGGUUGAAAUCGAUACUAUUGAAUCAUUUUGGAUGUUUUUUGCCAAACAACGUAGUCCAUCAAUGGUACGAAUUAAUCAAGAUUAUGCACUUUUCAAGAAAGGUAUCAAACCAAUGUGGGAAGAUCCGGCCAAUAUGAAUGGUGGACAAUGGAUUUUUAUAUUACAAAAAUCUCAAGAUAAUUAUGAUUCAGUUAUUAAUGAAAUUUGGUAUAAAAUUAUUAUGGCAAUGUUAGGAUCGAUAUUUAAACCGGAAAUUAUGGAUCAAAUAUGUGGUAUUGUAUUUUCUAUGAGAAUUUCAUGUUUUACAAAAAUUUCUAUAUGGGUCAAUGAUUAUCGUGCCAUCAAACAGAUAUUGAUACUCGGUAAUGAACUUAAACGUUUAACUAAAUUUAAUGAUUGUAUUGUAUUUCGUCGUAAUGAUAAUAUGCAAACUAAAUUCAUUUUAUGAAAUUAAAAUAAAAAAUUUAC
Molecule: messenger RNA, 788 nt
Organism: Dermatophagoides farinae (American house dust mite)
Lineage: Eukaryota; Metazoa; Arthropoda; Arachnida; Sarcoptiformes; Pyroglyphidae
Product: eukaryotic translation initiation factor 4E-1A
Biological process (GO): translational initiation
Cellular component (GO): eukaryotic translation initiation factor 4F complex
Molecular function (GO): RNA 7-methylguanosine cap binding; translation initiation factor activity
Source: RefSeq, a predicted model, not a curated record